Molecule: messenger RNA, 2829 nt
Organism: Episyrphus balteatus (marmalade hoverfly)
Lineage: Eukaryota; Metazoa; Arthropoda; Insecta; Diptera; Syrphidae
Gene: cd
Product: chorion peroxidase
Biological process (GO): response to oxidative stress
Molecular function (GO): peroxidase activity; heme binding
Source: RefSeq, a predicted model, not a curated record
CACAUUACCUAGAGUUGAGGUGGAAGGAAGCCUUAGAAAUAAUCUAAGCGAAUGCAAAAAUUAUUUUACUUUGUUUUUCAUUUGAUGCAUUUCAGAUUGUACCUUAUUGCGAUACGGUCGUAACGUCGGUUUACUAUUGUCGGAAUCGGGAUUCGUAUUUGUAUUAGACUUAUUUCUGGUCUUUCAAUAAAAGUUAAUGUUUUACAUGAAUCGUUGGAUUAUCAAUUGAUUUGAUUGAUUUGGGAAUAAUUUAAGUGAAUUUAAGUAAAAUUCCUAUCCUAAAGAGAAAUACGUUAACACGUGAAGAAGAGCAGAAACUAGAACAUUGUAACAAAAUGUCGACGGAAACAACACCAUUGACCGCUGCUGCUGCAAUGGCUGCAGUUCCACCAGCCGGACCCUCUUAUGUUUUUCCUGGAGUGCCUCCACGUUCUCGUCGAGGUCAAAUGCGAAGAUUUCAAUGUUGCAUGUGGACAGUAUUUCUUGGUAUAAUUAUCCUAGCAUUUAUAAUAGCAGCAAAUUUCAGUAGUUUCGAUCCUUACACAAACUCCACGACAUCGACAGUACAUUUACUUGUAAAUCCCGCUGAUGAAGCACCACUAAAUACAUCCCAAUUGUUCCUUCUACUCAUGGAUAUAACUGAACCUCUACCCGAUGAAAAACCAAUUGAAUGGAAAUUCCCAGUUAUAAAUGCUUCCUUAUCAGCUGAAGCUGAAGAAUUCGCUGUCAAAGCCCUGGGAGACCGAGAACUAUUCGAAGAAACACUUUCUAUAACACCAGUUAAUAGUCCAGCAUUUCGACACUAUCGUUCAAUCAGUACAACUCCAGAAUCAAGAAAACUCUCUCGACGUGGUUAUGUUGAAUACCAUGCAACAUUGUUGAUAGCAAAGAAGUUUAACUACACAAAGAAACCUGGUAGAAGUAACAUUGGGAAUGGACCUUCAUUGCAUUUACCAGAUCCUACCGAGUUUGUUAGGUGUAAUCUCACCGAGAAAUAUCGUCGAUCAAAUGGGACUUGCAAUAAUAUACGACAUCCUAGAGGAUAUGGGGCAGCUUACAUUCCCUAUCGACGUCAAGUUGCUCCAGAUUACAGCGAUGGUAUAUCGGCACCGAGGAAGUCACAUUCGAAAAAAGAACUUCCAUCAGCUCGACAAGUUUCCCUUCAGGUCCACCGGGCUUCAUAUCCAACAGAUUCCAAUUUCACAGUAAUGCUAGCUGUUUUCGGACAGUUUCUAGAUCACGAUAUAACCGCCACUGCCUUAUCGACUUCUGAAGAUGGUGAAUCUAUCAACUGUUGUACAGUACCAUUGAGUACAUAUCCAGAAUGUUUCCCUGUACCUUUAGCACAUGGGGAUCCUUACUUUAACUUGUACAAUGCAACUUGUAUGAACUUUGUUCGAUCUGCCGCUGCACCAACUGGGAUUUACGGUCCACGUCAGCAACUUAAUCAAGCUACUGCGUUCAUAGAUGGUUCCGCAGUUUACGGGAAUAGUGAACAGAGGCAAAUGUCUCUUCGUACAAAAAGGAACGGAACACUAAGAAUGUACAUUACCGAAGACGGGAGAGAGCUUCUUCCACUAUCGACAAAGCCAGAUGAUGGAUGCAAUCAGGAGGAGAUGAAUUCUGUGGGGAAGUAUUGUUUUGAAUCUGGUGAUGAUAGAUCUAAUGAGAAUCUUCUACUUACUUCCAUGCAUCUGUUAUUCGCGAGACAUCAUAAUUAUCUAGCUCGUGGAUUGCAGGCAAAAAAUCCACAUUGGAAUGAUGAAACUGUUUUCCAGGAAGCUCGAAAAAUUCUCGGUGCUCAAAUGCAACACAUUACUUACAAUGAAUUCUUACCGAUUCUUCUGGGGAAGAAUCUGGCUACGAAAAUUGGAAUAACCUCAGAUCCAAAGUCUAAGAAUGAUGAUGUCUAUGAUCCAAAAGUGGACGCAAGUAUUGCUAAUAAUUUUGCAAGUGCAGCGUUCCGUUUUGCACAUACUCUUUUACCGGGCCUAUUUAAAGCGACCAAGGAUAACACCACUCAAGGAUCAAUAGAACUCCACAAGAUGCUCUUUAACCCAUAUUCUUUAUGGGCUAGUCGAGGAAUUGACAAGGCUAUCGAACUGAGUGUCAAUAACCCUGUUUCAAAAGUGGAUCGUUUCUUUACAAUCGAACUGACGGAAAAACUCUUUGAAAACACUGCUGAGGAUGAUAUUCCAAUAUGUGGUUUAGAUUUGGUUUCGUUGAACAUUCAAAGAGGUCGUGAUCAUGGAUUACCAAGCUAUCCAGUAUUUCGUAAACAUUGUGGAUUUCCAGCUAUCAAGACGUGGCAACAAAUGGAAGCAGCUAUUGAACCUGAAUCUUUGAAGUCGAUUCGGGAUAUUUAUGACUCCCCAGAUGAUGUAGCUGGGGCCUUAAGUGAACCCCCAAUUGAAGGUUCAAUAUUUGGACCAACGCUAACAUGUAUCGUAUCGGAUCAAUUUCUUCGAUUGAAGAGAGGUGAUUCACAUUGGUAUGAGCGAAAACAAGGAAUUCAAGCAUUUACUCCAAGUCAAUUGAAGGAGAUCUAUAAAACAACUUUAGCUGGAAUAAUCUGUCGAAAUUCAGAUGCUAUAGAUCGUACUAGAAGAUUUGUAAUGGAACGACAAAAUACAGAAGAAAAUAUUUUUGCAGAUUGCAGAGAGUUGAAAAAUUUCAACUUUUCACCAUGGAAGGAAAAAAUUAGAGCAACAAAUAUGACAAGUGUGCCAUUUGCUAAAAGUGAAACACUUGUUAGAGUUAUGGAAGUUGUUAACUCUACGAUGCCUCCUAAUUUUAAACUUUAGAUUUAAAUGAUAAGUUUGUGUUUUA